AAUCUGAUACCUGACACAGCUGCUAAGUGCCUGAUGGGCAGGGAGCUCACACGGCAUGGACACGCUGGGCAAAGGGAUGAUUCACUUCCCAGGCAGGACGAGAGCAGGCAGCACAAGAUUUCAUCACACUACUCAGAACUUAUGAAUUGUUUAUUUCUGGAAUUUCCCAUUUAAUAUUUUUGGACCAUGGUUGAUUAAGGGUAACCGAAACUGCAGAAAGCAAAAAUGCAGAUGAAGAGGAGUACUGUACAGAGAUAAAGACAGACGAAAGGUGGAAGCUGUCCUCUAGGGCUUUUUGGCUUUUUGUGUGAAGAUGUCUGGCACGUAGCUGUGCUGCAUGCAGGCUUGGGAGAACGUGCAUCUAGGUACCGAAGAAGCAGGAAGUGGCCGCUAUGGACCCCACUACAUCACUGACAUGGGGGUCGGUGAGGAUGAUGAUGGAUUCGAAGACGACUUAGAUUUGGAUAUUUCCUUUGAGGAGGUUAAACCACUUCCUGCUACCAAUGGAGGGAAUAAAAAACUUUUGGUGGAAACCAAGAUGACGUCUCUAUCUCACCCGAAGACCCUUUCCAGACUUGUCCCCCCAACUUCAGCAUCUCUCCCCAUGACUACGGCAGCUCCCCAACCCACUCCUGUACAGAGGAAGGGGAAAGACGGUGUGGCCAUGAUGUCAAGGCUCUUUGACAUGUCUUGUGAUGAAACCCUCUGCUCUGCUGAUAGCUUUUGUGCCAAUGACUACACCUGGGGGGGCUCACGAUGCCAUUGCAACUUGGGCAAAGGUGGCGAGAGCUGCUCAGAAGAUAUUGUUAUACAGUAUCCUCAGUUCUUUGGCCACUCCUAUGUAACCUUUGAACCUCUGAAGAACUCCUAUCAGGCAUUUCAAAUUACUCUUGAAUUUAGGGCAGAGGCAGAGGAUGGCUUACUGCUCUACUGUGGGGAGAACGAGCAUGGGAGGGGUGAUUUCAUGUCCCUGGCUCUCAUCCGACGCUCCCUCCAGUUCAGGUUUAAUUGUGGAACUGGGGUUGCCAUCAUCAUAAGUGAGACCAAAAUCAAACUGGGAGGCUGGCACAUGGUUACACUCUAUAGAGAUGGGCAGAACGGGCUGCUGCAGCUGAACAAUGGCACCCCAGUGACCGGCCAUUCCCAGGGCCAAUACAGUAAAAUUACCUUCCGGACGCCCCUCUAUCUUGGUGGGGCUCCCAGCGCUUACUGGUUGGUCAGAGCAACAGGGACAAACCGAGGCUUUCAAGGCUGUGUGCAGUUGCUCGCUGUUAAUGGGAAGAGAAUCGACAUGAGGCCCUGGCCACUGGGAAAAGCACUCAGUGGAGCUGAUGUGGGGGAAUGCAGCAGUGGGAUCUGCGACGAGGCCUCGUGCAUCCACGGCGGCACCUGCACAGCGAUCAAAGCCGACUCCUACAUUUGCCUCUGUCCCCUCGGGUUUAAAGGUCGACACUGUGAAGAGGCUUUCACCUUGACCAUUCCUCAGUUCAGAGCGUCUCUGAGAUCAUACGCCGCGACGCCCUGGCCACUAGAGCCCCAGCACUACCUGUCCUUCAUGGAGUUCGAGAUCACGUUUCGGCCAGACUCGGGAGACGGUGUCCUGCUGUACAGCUAUGACACGGGCAGCAAAGACUUCCUGUCCAUCAACAUGGCAGGGGGCCAUGUGGAGUUCCGCUUUGACUGUGGCUCAGGGACAGGUGUUCUCAGGAGUGAAGAGCCCCUCACCCUGGGCAGCUGGCACGAGCUGCAUGUAUCCCGCACAGCGAAGAAUGGAAUCUUACAGGUGGAUAAGCAGAAGGUCGUGGAGGGAAUGGCAGAGGGAGGCUUCACACAGAUUAAGUGCAACACGGACAUUUUUAUUGGCGGAGUCCCCGAUUAUGAUGACGUGAAGAAGAACUCGGGCAUUCACAAGCCAUUUAGCGGGAGCAUCCAGAAGAUCAUCCUGAACGACCGGACCAUCCACGUGAAGCAUGACUUCACAUCCGGCGUGAACGUGGAGAACGCAGCCCACCCCUGCGUGGGGGCCCCUUGUGCCCACGGCGGCAGCUGCCGGCCCAGGAAGGAGGGCUACGAGUGCGACUGCCCCUUGGGCUUCGAGGGGCUUCACUGCCAGAAAGCGAUCACAGAAGCCAUUGAGAUCCCGCAGUUUAUCGGCCGCAGUUACCUGACGUAUGACAAUCCAGAUAUCCUCAAGAGGGUGUCAGGGUCAAGAUCAAAUGUGUUCAUGAGGUUUAAGACGACUGCCAAGGAUGGCCUGUUGCUGUGGAGGGGAGACAGCUCCAUGAGACCCAACAGUGACUUCAUUUCCUUGGGCCUUCGGGAUGGAGCCCUGGUGUUCAGCUAUAAUCUGGGCAGCGGUGUGGCAUCCAUCAUGGUGAACGGUUCCUUCAACGAUGGUCGGUGGCACCGAGUUAAGGCUGUCAGGGAUGGCCAAUCAGGAAAGAUAACUGUGGAUGACUACGGGGCCAGAACCGGCAAAUCGCCAGGCAUGAUGAGGCAGCUGAACCUCAGUGGGGCCCUGUAUGUAGGUGGAAUGAAGGAAAUUGCUCUGCACACUAACAGGCAAUACAUGAGAGGCCUCGUGGGCUGCAUCUCUCAUUUCACCCUGUCCACCGAUUACCACAUUUCCCUCGUGGAAGAUGCCGUGGAUGGGAAAAACAUCAACACUUGUGGAGCCAAGUAACACCAACUGGCCUUGCCCAAGGGACAGAGCCUUCUAUCCUGAGAAUCCCUGGGGCCCUGAGACCCUGCCUGAUGCCGUACACAGAGGCCCGGGGACCAGGUGUGUUUCCUGUCAUCAAGGAGAAAGUACACCCUGAUGAGAGACUGAGAACCAAGACAGGAGUCCCUGGGUGGCCUUUCCUGCUGACACUCCGUGGGCCAAACCCAGCAGAAUAUGCCGUGUAGGAAGCAGCGGACUUUGUCCAUUGAAUGUGUUGCGGUUGCCAGAGAUCACACAUCAGUGCAAAUUCCAGAGCCUGUCUGCUAUAGCUCCAUGACUGUGUUGUGAUUCAUAGUACAUUUAAAAAAAAGAGAGAGGGUGAAAGAGAAAGAAACCCACAGGGCAGUAUUAAAAUACUUCUCUCCUUCUCUGACUCAUGACACUUUUAAUGACAGCAGAAUGACUGUGUGACCUUGAACUUCAGAUUUCCCACCUUGGCCCAUGGAUUGCUCGGAUUAACCCCUCCCACUCCUCACUGGCUGGCUCGAUGUGCUCUGACUAUUCCAUGAAAAUAAAGAUGGAGGGAGAUAAACACAGAAUCAUAAUUAUAAUGUGGCCCCCUCCCCAAAGUUUACCUUGAAUGUGAAAUCCUUACGUUUUAUAAUGCAAAUUUAAGAAAAUGAGCCCCACAAUUUUAUAGCUGUACUUUUUGUAUGUGUAUAUUUUUAUAUCUGCAGCCUAUCCACACAGUAUACUUUUGGAAGUUUGGGUAGAUGACCCUGAAUUCUUGCACACUUUCCUAAAAAUUUUCUCCCAAAGGAGACUUGUUUGGGCCCUUUGUGAUAUCAGUGGAACAGGAUUGGUAACUUGAGUGGGCGACUUGGGGAGCUGACCAUUCUCUGUCGGUAAAUGUUGAUGUUCAAAGGGAUGAAUAUGAAGCUUUCCAAAUAAGCAGAUUAAAAGGAACAUGUGUUAUGGAGGUAGGUCACUGUCAUUCUUGUUUUAAGAGAGGGGCAAUAUUUGUAGUAGACUUGAAUAAAGGGGAUGAAGAAGGCUAGAACUCAUUCAUUCAUUCAUUUAUGGAGGUGUUACUGACUUUGCAGAGGCCACGUCCAUACUCGUGGACACUAAUACACUCGCUGUUUCUAAGGCUGUGCAGGGGGUGGAGGGACAUGUCCUCAGCGUGGUCUGAGCUGGGCAAGAACAGAGAAACAGGAUUUCUUCCUUCUGUACCAUCAGAUGUCCCCUUUGCUAUUCACCCAUGUGACCCUGGGGACAGCUGGUUCACUGGCAGAUCCCCAAGACAGGACUCACUAAGGGAAAGGUGAGAUGAAUGCUGCCCCCAGAGAGGAGGGAAAUACGAUCUAUUAAUACCUCAUGCAAGUGCCUAUAAUUAGUCCCAGUCAUGACUGUGCUCUUGUUUGUGCAGCAUCAUUCAGCAAAGACUUUGGAGGUUUGUGCAAAACACAGUUUUAAGCACAGUAAGAAUUCUAAAAGAUGAAUAAAUAGAGAGGUUCA
Molecule: messenger RNA, 4180 nt
Organism: Propithecus coquereli (Coquerel's sifaka)
Lineage: Eukaryota; Metazoa; Chordata; Mammalia; Primates; Indriidae
Gene: EGFLAM
Product: EGF-like, fibronectin type III and laminin G domains
Exons: 17
Coding region: 338-2683 (781 amino acids)
Molecular function (GO): calcium ion binding
Source: RefSeq, a predicted model, not a curated record